AUGAGCGAUUUAAGUUUCGUAAACAUAGGACAGCAGUCGUUGAAAUUAGGUGAUGGUGUGGAGACGAGCUCAAAGGAUGUCGGGCCUAUAGUUGAUCGGCCAACAUUUUUCACAUCUAAAAUCGGCGCUCGCAUCAUGAAGCUACGAGGUUAUUGGUACACUCGACAUUCUGUCUGUUCCUCUAGAGUCAAGUGGCUCUGCGCUGAGAGUAGACACAAGCAGUGUCACGCCAUCGUCGUUACCAUCGGUUGCAUGACAGUAGACAGACAGAACAAACACACGCACCCCCCUUUAUUGAAUGCAUCGCGUCAAACCGAUGUUGACUUCCUACAGCUUUUAGAUAGUAAUAAUCGCUUGAUGUCCUCAUAG
Messenger RNA from Danaus chrysippus (African queen), 369 nucleotides. Lineage: Eukaryota; Metazoa; Arthropoda; Insecta; Lepidoptera; Nymphalidae. The record is from the annotation of a GenBank genome assembly.